Scylla paramamosain (green mud crab) is the source of this 2304-nucleotide messenger RNA. RefSeq names its product arrestin homolog (gene Arr1). Gene Ontology annotation, molecular function: G protein-coupled receptor binding. NCBI's taxonomy places the organism in Eukaryota, Metazoa, Arthropoda, Malacostraca, Decapoda, Portunidae. The transcript is spliced from 6 exons. The record is from RefSeq and is a predicted model, not a curated record. Gene Ontology annotation, biological process: G protein-coupled receptor internalization; signal transduction. The coding region runs from base 76 to 1206 and encodes 376 amino acids. Gene Ontology annotation, cellular component: cytoplasm.
GUCUGUUCCACGCCGCCAAACACUCCUAGAACUCUCGCUUCACACUCCAAGCACCGCAGCCCAACAGCCGCAAAGAUGGUGGUUCAGUUCAAGGUUUUCAAGAAGGCUGCUCCCAAUGGCAAGCUGACCAUCUACUUGGGCCGCCGUGACUUCGUGGACCAUGUCUCGUCUGUGGAUCCCGUUGACGGCGUGCUGGUGGUGGACCCAAGCUACUUGAACAACCGGCGUGUGUUCGGACAGCUGGUGUGCAGCUUUAGGUAUGGCCGCGAGGAGGACGAAAUGAUGGGCCUCAGCUUCCAGAAGGACCUGUACCUCGCAUCGGAGCAGAUCUACCCGCCCAAGAAUGACGACUGCACCAAGUUGCAGGAGAGGCUCAUCAAGAAGCUCGGCGCCAAUGCUUACCCCUUCACCUUCAAGAUGCCCGAGCAGGCCCCGCCCUCCGUCACCAUCCAGCCCGCCCAGGAGGAUGAGGGCCGCCCCUGUGGCGUGGAAUAUUACAUCAAGGUGUACGUGGGCGAGAACGAGGAGGACCGCAGCCACAAGAGGUCGACCGUGCAGCUGAACAUCCGUCGCAUCCAGUUCGCGCCGAGCCGUGCUGGUCGCCAGCCGUGCACCAUCGUCAGGAAGGAUUUCAUGCUGAGCCCCGGGGAGCUGGAGCUGGAGGUGACCCUGGACAAACAACUCUACUACCACAACGAGAAGAUCGCCAUCAACAUCAUGGUCAGGAAUCACAGCAACAAGACGGUGAAGAAGAUCAAGUCAGCGGUGCAGCAGUCUGUGGACGUGUGCCUGUUCAGCGGGGGACAGUACCGCAGCACUGUGGCCAGCGUGGAGACCCAGGAGGGAUGCCCCGUCAGCCCCGGCUCAGCCCUGCAGAAGGUGCUCUACCUCACCCCAACCCUCAGCUCCAACAUGGACCGCCGAGGCAUUGCACUGGACGGCCACCUCAAAAACAUCCAUACCAACUUGGCCUCAUCUACUCUCUUGGCCAACCCUGAGUCACGUGACAUGUUCGGUAUGAUCAUCUCGUACACUGUGAAGGUGAAGCUGUACCUCGGGGCCAUGGGAGGCGAGGUCACCGCCGAGCUGCCCUUCGUCCUCAUGCACCCCAAGCCGGACCUGCGCCGCAUGAUGAGGGCUGACAGCCAGGCUCAGGUGGAGGCCUUCCGCUCGGAUAGCGUCAACCAGUCCGUGGACAUGGACUAGACGCCAUCACAGUCUCCAGGAGCAACGAGCCACCGGGCGGGAGGACUCGGGAAGGAGCAGAUCAAUGCCUGCCUCGACCUGUGCUCCUCGCUCACCUCCGCGGGCUCGUCGCCACCCAGUCAACUCGAUACUUUUGGAAGAAAACUAAUGAAGAAAGAUUCUAUACCGGUUUCUUAGUCUGGACUCCCUUGCGUAUUGUUCUCUUAGCCGUAGUAUCGCUACAUUAUGCUUCUUUAUUGCCUCCUUCAUAAAAAAGAAAAACGUUUUAUCUGUUAGUUUUUGUAUAACGCGUCUGAACUGCAAGGCGUGUCUGAAGAGGGUCACAUCUAAGCCGCUGAUGCCAAGUAGACAAAGAGAAGGAAGAAAUUCCUUUCGUUGAUCCCAAGAACCAUAGAUUGUUGCUUAUUAAAUAGAGAAAAAUUUCCUCAGUGCCUCGUUCCUCUUAGGAUGAGAGCACUUUGUUAUAUUUGUUUAGUAGUUUAUUUCAUUUUUUUUUUUUUUUUCAAGUUUUGUCAGACAUUCCAAAGUAUACGCCGUACACGCUACAUUUCAUAGAUUAUUUUCCCUCCCCAUCCUUUCUCCCUUCCUCUGUUAUAGGAGUGCACCAGAAGAAGAAAGUGAAUGGUUGAGUUGAUAACCUUGUUCUGUGAUAUAACAGAAAGUGCAGCCAUCUGGACUAUUGUGUUUGUUACACGAGGCGGGGCGCGGGAAUGGACUCCGUCCCCCCUCAGGAGAUAAGGGACCGUUGAUCUAAAGUGAGGCAAAGGACCAUUGAUAAAAUAUUUUUAUAACCUCAGGAAGUAAUACCCAAUGAAAACUGGGAAAAAAAAAAUUGUUUCCGUCCAUCGAGUAGUGUGGAAACGAGACGAGAAGAAUGUGUUGUGUUGAAAAGCGCUAAUGCAGAUAGUUAACGAAAUGGAAAACAAAAUUGAAUACUGUGAUGAAUACGAUACGCUGUUAUGUGUUUGUUUCUAUUGUCCAGUAUUUGUUGGUUGACCAACCCCUGUUUUGGAAGAAAAAAGUAGCUUAUUUAGUUUUGAACCCUUAUGAUUUUACUGUUCCUGAAUUUGAGAUGAUAUUAAAGCCAGCAGUAAUAAA